UAUUAUUCCAUGUAAAGCUAGACACUUGUGGAGCGCAUACAAUUCUUACUCAGGGGUACCAUUACUCAAGGCGCAACUUCCAAGUUAAGUCCUCUGUAAUUGGAUGCGCUGACCUUUCAUUGAAAGGUGAUCACGUUUGUUCAGAAUCAGUUGUCUCUAUUGGAGUCGAUACUGAGUGGUCCAAAAGGCACGCGUGCCUAACCCGACCUUUUAGCCCAUCGCUAGAACGGGUAAUACGCUGGCGAGCAUUCGCAACCGGACCACCAGCCUGGAAAGGGGUGAUUACACCGAGGGUCUCGACUCAGAUCCAAGGAUGAGAAGGCGAGAAGGAUGGCUGGAGAAGUUGUACAGAUUCAGAGGCAUCGCCCUUUUAAUUGGCAUACCGCUGCUGUUGGUGGCCUUGCUACUGGUGGUGAUGCCACACCGCUCGGGGAAGGGCGUUGCCAAAUCGCUGACCCCCGACACAUUUAGCAGAGCCGCUGUAAAGAUGGACACCAUCCCAGCCGGCCAGGGCAGCGAAAAGUACUGCAUCAUCUUUGACGCCGGCAGCACCGGCAGCCGCGUGCACGUGUACAAAUUCCUACAGAAGGGAGGGCAGCUGGACCUGCAGUCUGACACAUUUGAGCAGCUCAAGCCGGGGCUUUCCAGCUAUGCAGAUGCGCCGGAGGAGGCUGCCAAAUCACUCAUUCCCCUGCUCGAGACCGCCCUGAAGACCGUACCCACCGAGCUGCAGGCGUCCACGAAGAUAAAGCUGGGCGCGACGGCGGGGCUGCGGCUGCUGCCGGAGGGCAAGGCCGACAUCAUCCUGGGCCACGUGCUCAAGUUCCUCAAGACAUACCCCUUCCAGCUGGACGACAAGCUCGGCGUCACCAUCCUCGACGGUGCGGACGAGGGCGCGUUUGCGUGGCUGACGCUGAACUACCUGCUGGGCCACCUGGGCGAGGCCGAGGAGAAGACAGUGGCGGCCAUCGAUUUGGGCGGAGGCAGCGUGCAGCAGGCGUUCGCGAUCAAACCACAGGACGCCAGCAAGGCGCCCCCCGGCUACAUCACCCAGCUGUCCGGCGGCGGCCGCGCAUACAGCGUCUACGUGCACAGCUACCUUGGCUUUGGGUUGAUGGCGGGCCGGGCGGCGGUGCUGUCGUGGGAGGAGGCCAAGGCAGCCAACCCCUGCGUCUUGGCCGACCACCAGGGCGCGUACGAGUACGGCGGCAUGAAGUACGAGCUUAUCGCACACCCGGCCGGCCCCACCUAUGACGCGUGCUCCAAGCUCGUCAAGGUCGUCCUGCGCCAGGACCUCGCAUGCGGCGCGCCCCAGCAAUGCGCAUUCAACGGCGCGUGGGGCGGCGGGGCGAAGCCGAGCGCGUUCUACGUGAGCAGCUACUUCUGGGACCGCGCUACGGACGCCGGCAUCAUUGGCGACAAGGCGGCCAUCACCUGGGUCCUCAAGCCCAACGACUUCAGCGCAGCCGCCUCCAAAGCCUGCUCCUCAUCUGUCUCCACCCUCUCGCAGCACUUCCCCAAUGUGGAGGCUUCUCAGGCGCCCUACCUCUGCCUGGACCUAACCUUCCUGCACACGCUGCUGACAGAGGGCUUCAGAAUAAAGGAGGGCAGCGACGUGUCUCUGGUGAAGCGCGUGAAGUACCAGGCACAAGAGAUUGAGGCUGCCUGGCCGCUCGGAGCGGCUAUCAACCUGCUUUGA
Coccomyxa subellipsoidea C-169 is the source of this 1699-nucleotide messenger RNA. Its product is annotated as apyrase. Gene Ontology annotation, molecular function: nucleoside diphosphate phosphatase activity. The record is from RefSeq and is a predicted model, not a curated record. Gene Ontology annotation, cellular component: membrane. The coding region runs from base 314 to 1699 and encodes 461 amino acids. NCBI's taxonomy places the organism in Eukaryota, Viridiplantae, Chlorophyta, Trebouxiophyceae, Coccomyxaceae. Gene Ontology annotation, biological process: nucleoside diphosphate catabolic process. The transcript is spliced from 9 exons.